AUGGGCUGCGCGCCCAGCAUCCACAUCUCGGACAGCCGGGUGGUGUAUCACAGCGGCAAGGAGGCGGAGGACUCGAACUCCUCGCAGGCUGGGCAGCAGCAGCAGCAACCACCCCCUCCGACGGGAUUAUUCAUUAAAUCUUCCAGCUCCUCCGCCUACAAGCUGCGGAGCAAGCCCUCCAAGAAGGGCGGGAAGCGGGGCAGGAUGGAAGCCGAGCCUCGGGGCCCUGGCGCCGGAGGGAAGGCGGUGGGAACAGAUGUGCGCUUUGGCCCUAUGAGACUCCACCAAGAUCCACUUCAGGUACUUUUAGUCUUUGCCAAAGAAGACAACCAGAGCAAUGGAUUCUGCUGGGCUUGUGAGAAAGCAGGAUUUCGGUGUAACAUUGCAAAGACACCUGAAUCUGCUGUUGAGUGCUUUCUGGAGAAACACCAUGAAAUCAUCAUUAUUGAUCACCGACAUUCAAAACACUUUGAUGCAGAAGCACUAUGCAGGUCCAUUAGAACAACAAAGCCGUCCGAAAACACUGUUAUUAUCGGUGUCGUGCGAAGACAUGCAGAUCGUGAAGAAUCCUCAAUAUUACCCUUCCUUUCUGCUGGCUUCACAAGAAGAUAUGUAGAAAAUUCUAAUAUCAUGGCCUGUUACAACGAACUCAUUCAGCUGGAAUUUGGAGAAGUACAGACACAAUUUAAAUUAAGGGCUUGUAAUUCAAUAUUUACAGCACUGGAGAAAAGUCAAGAAGCCAUUGAGAUUACAAGUGAAGACCAUGUAAUACAGUAUGUCAACCCUGCAUUUGAAACAAUGAUGGGCUAUCAAAAAGGAGAAUUAAUAGGAAAGGAACUAACAGAAGUGCCUACAAAUGAAAAAAAAGCUGAUUUCCUUGACACUAUUAAUUCUUGCAUCAAGAUUGAAAAGGAAUGGCAAGGAACAUAUUACACCAAAAAGAAAAAUGGAGAAAGCAUACAACAAAAUGUGAAGAUCAUACCUGUCUUUGGACAGGGAGGAAAAAUUAGACACUAUGUGUCUCUUAGUAGACCGUGCAAUGACAUCAACAAGACUGACAGAGUUCAAGCAGAGUCCCAAACAGAUAACCAGAGUUGCAAGCAUAAAGACCGGAGGAAAGGGUCCUUAGAUGUCCGAUCGACCACUUCUCGGGGCAGCGAUGGCAGUUCACAAAGAAGGCAUUCAUCGAUGGCCAGAAUACAUUCCAUGACAAUUGAAGCACCUAUUACAAAGGUAAUCAAUAUUAUCAAUGCUGCCCAAGAAAGUAGUCCCAUGCCAGUCGCUGAGGCUUUAGACCGAGUCCUUGAGAUCCUGAGGACCACCGAGUUGUACUCUCCCCAACUUGGGACAAAGGAUGAAGACCCGCAUACGAACGACCUUGUUGGAGGUUUGAUGACGGAUGGCUUGCGAAGAUUAUCAGGGAAUGAAUAUAUAUUAGCGGCAAAACAAACUCAUCAGGUUCCAGGCAGUUUAAUCUCACCAAUCUCCCUUAAUGACAUACCACCUAGGAUAGCAGAAGCAAUGGAGAAUGAAGAACAUUGGGACUUUAACAUUUUUGAAUUGGAAGCAGCGACCCAUAAAAGGCCUUUAGUUUACCUCGGUCUCAAAAUGUUUGCCCGUUUCCAGCUCUGCGAAUUCCUUAAUUGCUCGGAGUCGACUCUGCGGGCAUGGCUCCAAGUCAUCGAAGCCAACUAUCACUCGUCCAAUGCCUAUCACAACUCGACCCACUCGGCUGACGUCCUACAUGCUACAGCCUAUUUCCUUUCUAAAGAAAGGGUAAAACAAACUCUGGAUCCGAUCGAUGAAGUCGCUGCCUUGAUUGCUGCCACUGUUCAUGACGUGGAUCAUCCCGGGCGCACAAACUCCUUCCUGUGCAACGCAGGCAGCGAGCUUGCCAUUUUAUACAACGACACGGCAGUCUUGGAAAGUCACCAUGCAGCUUUGGCCUUCCAGAUCACGAUACGAGACGAUAAGUGCAAUAUUUUUAAAAACAUGGAGCGAAACGAAUAUCGAACCCUCCGCCAAGCCAUUAUUGACAUGGUCCUGGCCACAGAAAUGACGAAGCACUUUGAACAUGUCAACAAGUUUGUCAACAGCAUCAACAAACCACUGGCCGCCCUUGAAGAGAAUGGGACUUCUACACUUUCAUUUCAUGAGGGUGCAAAUGGAGACAGCGAUUCCAUCAAAAAUGUACUCACCUCGCCUGAAAACCGAAUCCUGAUCAAGCGGAUGCUCAUCAAGUGCGCUGACGUCUCCAAUCCCUGUCGGCCUCUGGAACAGUGCGUUGAGUGGGCAGGACGCAUCUCUGAAGAGUAUUUUGCACAAACAGAUGAAGAAAAAAGACAAGGCUUGCCGGUUGUGAUGCCAGUUUUCGACAGAAAUACCUGUAGUAUCCCCAAGUCACAAAUAUCAUUCAUUGAUUAUUUCAUCACUGACAUGUUCGAUGCUUGGGAUGCAUUUGCAGACCUGCCAAAUCUGAUGCAACACAUGGACAACAACUUCAAAUAUUGGAAAGGGCUGGAUGACCAGAAACUACGGACACUCCGGCCGCCGCCCGAAUAGCGAUUUGGCCUCUUGGUUUCGUGGUCGUCUCACCUGGAAAUGCAUUCCUUCAAACUUCGAAUUGUGCGUUUUCAGAUUUCUUUUGGUCUUUUCAGUAUUACUGUCAUGCCUUCCUGCGCACAGUCUUGGGGAGUCGUGAACAUUCAGGACAGCCUUCAGGGCGGCAAUGAUGGACCUGCCGUGGAGGACUAGUGAUUUUAUCUAGUAAGCCUUUCAAGCUGAAUUCACACUGGAUUGCUGCAUUGCCUGUACUGAAGGAGGUUUAAGGCUGAACCGUAUUGAAACGAUGCGUUUAGUUUUGGCGCUAUCGUCAUUCCAGGGCUGAAGAUAUCCUCCGCUUAAAAGAUUUUAGCACACUGAUCAUCUGAUCUGCCAGCGGAGGUGCAAAUCCCUGCAAAUCAGCGGUGAUGACCCGUGAGGAUUAUGAGGAUGCUUUUGAGUAAGCACUUAAAAAACAGUUACAUUGAACAAUUCAGUCUUUGACUUGCCAACCUUUUAUGAAGGAAGACCUUUUUUUUAAUCUUCUGAAAAACGGACGUAUUUUUUCACAUCGCAGAAGGUGCAAUCAUUCACUUUUGAGCACUACUGAGCGCAAGUUCUCUUGAAAAUAAAUUUAGUAGCAAAUGGAAAACAAACAACCAACCUGAAGAUUUUUUGAAGUUGAUCGUUAGGCGUCUCUGAUUACAAAUAUGUUUUAUUUAUUUUGUUAGGUGUUCAAUAUUUUCUAUGAAUUUAUAAAGACUUUAAAAGCCAAAGCCAACUUUAGAUGCAUUACAGAUUUACAUGAUUCAUACUCGUUCUGCAUUUUAUUUUCAUAAUGCAAAAUGCCGUACAAUGAGGACACAUUUUUAUUGCACUGUAAAGAUAGACGUGUAUGUUGAAAUAUUGUUCAAUUUUAUGUUAAUUAAAAUAAGUUUUUAUCAAA
Anolis carolinensis (green anole) is the source of this 3487-nucleotide messenger RNA. It is a transcript of the gene pde8a, whose product is annotated as phosphodiesterase 8A. Gene Ontology annotation, biological process: cellular response to epidermal growth factor stimulus; signal transduction; positive regulation of ERK1 and ERK2 cascade. The coding region runs from base 1 to 2562 and encodes 853 amino acids. The transcript is spliced from 22 exons. Lineage: Eukaryota; Metazoa; Chordata; Lepidosauria; Squamata; Anolidae. Gene Ontology annotation, molecular function: 3',5'-cyclic-AMP phosphodiesterase activity. The record is from RefSeq and is a predicted model, not a curated record.